CACUCUAUGCGACAACUUACGAAAAUAUAAUCCGUUACAUUGAAUUCCCUUUCCAUAUCGUAGGUUCUGCUGAUUAACUUUUAAUUUUACUCGUCUAUAUAUACGCAUAUGUGUUGACAACAUCCAUGUUCUAUUAAGAUUAUUAGUCGCUACUUAAUGAGGGAAGACGAGAAGGAGGAAGGGUGGAAGUCUAUUCAUUUACCUUCAAAGUGAACGCGGAGAAAGUUCCUUAGCAACAGAGUUUGUGCUUGGUCGGAAAUAACAAGAGUGACAUGUUUAUUUAGGAACUAAACUUUAACUUCUCAAGUGUGCUUAGCUUUUUUUUAAAUAAAUUACUUAUAUAUAUACUUAUAUAUAUUCGGAUUCUGUGCGUUGGCCAAUUGCCCGUAUAUUUAUAUUUCAUAAUGUUUAAAAAUACCUUCCAGAGUGGGUUUUUGUCGAUAUUAUACAGUGUUGGCAGUAAACCGCUUCAGAUAUGGGACAAAAAGGUUCGUAAUGGUCACAUCAAACGAAUCACAGACAAUGACAUUCAAUCAUUGGUUCUUGAAAUAGUUGGCACAAAUGUCAGUACCACAUACAUUACAUGUCCUGCUGAUCCAAAGAAAACUCUUGGCAUCAAACUACCCUUUUUGGUGAUGAUAAUUAAAAAUCUCAAAAAAUAUUUCACAUUUGAAGUACAGGUUUUAGAUGACAAAGGUGUCCGGCGUCGAUUCCGAGCCAGCAACUACCAGAGUACCACCCGUGUAAAACCUUUCAUUUGCACAAUGCCGAUGCGUCUUGAUGACAGCUGGAAUCAGAUACAGUUUAACCUCUCUGACUUUACACGACGAGCCUAUGGAACAAAUUACAUUGAGACAAUCAGAGUACAGAUUCACGCCAACUGCCGUAUUCGGCGAGUAUAUUUCUCCGAUCGUUUAUAUUCUGAAGACGAGCUGCCUGGAGAAUUCAAACUAUAUAUUCCACAAAGCAAGAUCAAACCUUGAGUGAUUUUUAACAAUUAAAACAGAAAAAAAAAAAUUAAAUAAAAUAAACAAAUAAAAAGAAUAAAAAAUAAAAAAGAAUUGAAAGCAAUAAACUUUGUAAAUAUCUUAGACUUUACAUUGAAAAUAUGUUUCCUCUACUCGCACAUUUGUCCACAGUGUGUGUCUAUGUACGUACGUACGUACGUAUGUAUGUAUGUAUAUAUAUAACCCAUGCUAGCAUGGAAAGCGGACGUUAAACGAUAUAUAUAUAUAUAUAUAUAUAUAUAUAUAUAUAUAUAUAUAUAUAUAUAUAUAUAUAUAUAAAGGUAUAUAUGCAUAUAAAUUUGUGUGUGUGUGUAUAUAUAUAUAUAUAUAUAUAUGUAUGUAUGUAUGUAUGUAUGUAUAUAUAUAUAUAUAUAUGUCGACCAUGAGUAUCAUUUGUCUUUAGUCUUUAAACUUUAGUCCUUCUGGUCUUAUUUUAACUUAAUUCAUUCUCUUCUCAAUUAUCAUUUUGUAGUGCUAGAAAGUUGUAGCUAUACUUUUUGAAUAAAUUAUUCCAUUGCAAAGUA
Octopus bimaculoides (California two-spot octopus) is the source of this 1531-nucleotide messenger RNA. RefSeq names its product cilia- and flagella-associated protein 20. The record is from RefSeq and is a predicted model, not a curated record. Lineage: Eukaryota; Metazoa; Mollusca; Cephalopoda; Octopoda; Octopodidae.